Messenger RNA from Protobothrops mucrosquamatus (brown spotted pit viper), 756 nucleotides. RefSeq lists its product as uncharacterized. Gene Ontology annotation, biological process: DNA integration. NCBI's taxonomy places the organism in Eukaryota, Metazoa, Chordata, Lepidosauria, Squamata, Viperidae. The record is from RefSeq and is a predicted model, not a curated record. The annotation marks the transcript as partial. Gene Ontology annotation, molecular function: nucleic acid binding. The transcript is spliced from 2 exons.
AUGGUCAUUUUGGGCUCUGAGAAAACGCAUGAGUUGUCCACUUUCAAUGGCUGCCUCCUUUGGGGUUCGAGAGUUAUGAUUCCGGCCUCAUUGAGGGCUAGAAUCUUGACUUCAUUACAUGAGGGCCAUCCAGGAAUCAUUAGGAUGAAGGCGCUUGCGCGCAGCCAUCUGUGGUGGCCUGGCAUUGUUCGGGCCAUCGAAGCCCAGGUACAUGGGUGUCAUACAUCCCAGCAGUCCAGGCCGGAAAUGCCCCAGGCCCCUGUACACAGGUGGGAGGAAACGCACACUCCAUGGUCUAGAAUACAUGUAGAUUACGCUGGGCCCUUUCAGGGACAAUUCUUCCUGGUUGUUGUUGACAGCCAUUCCAAAUGGUUGGAGGUCGUGCCUGUGUCUUCUACCACAGCUGCCAAAACCAUUCAAGUGUUGAGAAACAUUUUUGCUGCACACGGGUUGCCAGAUGUUCUGGUGUCAGAUAACGGUCCUCAAUUUACUUCUACUGAGUUUCAGGGAUUUCUACAGGCCAACAUGAUCCGCCAUGCUGCUUCGGCUCCCUUCCAUCCUUCCACCAAUGGUCUGGCUGAACGGAUGGUUCGCGUCGCCAAGGAUGCCCUCAAGAAGCUGACUUACGGCAAUUGGCAUCACAGGUUGGCUGACUUUCUUCUAGCCCAUCGUACUACUCCGUGCACUGCCACGGGUAAGUGCCCGGCUGAACUCCGUUGGGGUUGUCGGCUCGUGACUAAAUUGGACAGGCUGCAU